AUGGUUGUUGAAAAAUAUAAAUUUCUUGAAAAAUCAUCACAAACCUUUUCUUGAAGUGCUAAACUUAUAAGUUAUAGGCCUACCAUUGAGUAUACACAAUCCUCCUUCUUAGCUUAAGCUUAAUUCUUCAAAAUAAUUCUUUUAAAAAUGUUUGCGUUCAAAGAAACUCCAGGUUACAUCCCUAAUUUUGUCAAGGGAAUUUUGGAUGAAAUCGCUUUAGAAGGUCUUGACGGUAUAACUCCUAAUGAUCUGUGGUUGAGACUGAAUAACCGACCAUUUUUUACGAUAAAACCGAAUGAUGAGUCUGCCAGAUCAUUCUUGUGGGAUGCUGUCAAACAACUCAAACCGGUUUGUUUCUACGAACUACCCGAGCCAAGACCACCACUGGUUAUUUUUGAUCGGUUCCAACACAUAGACCCUGAACUUGGAAUGAUAAUAGAACCCGAAAACAUGCCCAAGAACAUCUAUCCUCAUUGUAAAGUUGAAGAUCCAGCUAAUGGUAUAAUAGGAUCAUGUUCCACAUACUUCACAAGAAAAGACAUAACUGAUGAAGUACGGAGCUUAUCAUAUGAAGAAGUUGACAAGAGAUGGGGCCACAGGCUGGUAGCAGUCGCUUCUGCUGCUGCUAGACGCAGGGCUUUACAGAACCCCGACGUGAACCCUAACCUAGAGCUGACUCCUAUGCAGUACAUCGUCCUGGAGAGGGUGGGCCGCAGUCGCUACCUCGGAGAAAUCACUCAGGGUCGAGACAGUCUGCAGAUUGUUGGGGAAGAUGCAAAAGCAAUCUUCUAUCUGCGAAAAGUCCUCCACAAGCACCGGCUAAUCACCAAACAGAUGUUCCAUCAAAAGUUGGGCACUCAAAACACCAGUGGGCUACUGCUUCAUCUACCCAGGUUUUUUGUGGAGCGACGGCCGAAAACUCUGACUAUGACUGAGAAAGUUGUGGCCUAUUUGAAGAACAAACCAAACCACAUGGAAGAACAUAAUGUGCUACGUACAAAACUUAAUAUUGAAGAUACUCUGAAAAAACUCAGCAAAACCCCCAACUUUCAAAAGUUCAUCAAGUCAGAUGUGGUACUUCACAGAGUUAUGUAUCCAGAGGCUUCAGAGUCUGAAUGGAAAUAUAAAGGACUAAAUAAGGAGCGAUCUGUCAGAGUUUUCUGUCUCAUAGACCCUUCCACAGAUCCUAAAGACGUUUGGCAGAAGUAUGACGACAUAUAUGAUGACGAAGAUGAUGAUAAAUGUGGUCUAUUGGACGAAGGCCACCGCCUACUUGAUCGCACAGUGAUGGCGCAGGCAUACAAGAUACUGGAGGCGGCUGGGCCUGAAGGUGUCACUCAGGUGCAGAUGGGCGAAUCGUUGGGCGCGUCCAAACUGGCUUCUCGCAUGAUCGUACGCAACCUCACCAAGAGCAACAAGGUCACCAUGUUCAUGAAGGACGAGGGACGUCAACGAACAGCCAAGUUUGCCUUGAAGAUAUUUGACAAAUGUUCUGACAUCAAGAAACAAAUGAUUGAGGAGAAAGACAAAUUGAUCAAACUAGUCAGCGAAAGCAAGACAACAGAAGAUGCUCAACCUUCUUGCUCAAAGAAUCAAUCGAGUGGUAAACAAACGUCCAACUCAGAGAAGAGGGAGAAAGGGAAGAAAAAGAAGAAGGAAGCACUGCCCUCACCUUCAACAUCAAAAGCUACUGACAUUCCGAGUGAAGUGGAUGUGAGGGAAGUGAGUAGUGAACAGAGGGAAUCUAUAACAGUGGACGUAACAGAAUCACUGCCUUUGGAGAACAAUCCACCUGCUUCCGAGAAAAUCAGGGUGAAGAUAAAACGAACUAGGAAACGCAAAGGUAAAUUGGAUGAGGAAAAAACCAGUGAGCCUGUACCAGAGAAGAAGGCGAAAAUAGAAAGUGCUAAGAAGGUACCAGCUAAAGUCGAAAGUCCUGGACCAACAGAUGAAGCGUUUACCUCAAAUGUAACUGUAGAAAUCAAGAGCAGCUAUACCUGUGGAAGAUCACUCACUGCCAAACCUUUAGCUCUACCAACCACCAUACCUGGGUUGGAAAGCACCAGCGUCACGUUCAGGAUGUUGAAACGCACAAACUUGAUCAUGGAGGCAGUACACAAACAGAAAGUCAUUUUCGAUGCGAGUAAACUGCAAAAAAUGAUCCUUGAGGAAGAAACAAAAGAAGGAUUAGAUGUAAGGAUGGACAAGAAGUCCUUACAGAGGAUUAUCCGCAAGUUGGCCUUGGAAGGACAUGUGAAACAUUUACAAGUUUCACUGAAAGGAUAUGAUAAACAGAAAACACUUGUAUUUAUCUGCCAUCCUUCAGUUGAUAAUGACCACUCUGUCAUUCAAUCCGCCAUAGAUCAAGCUAAAAUGAAAUUCCACAUUCUGGGCAGAGAAGCUCUAAGGAAGAAGUCACGUCUGAAGAAACCAGUUCAGCCGCAACCACCUCCCCCCAAACAACCAGAGGGGGAAAGUUUGUAUGCCGAUGUUCCUCCCUCGUGCAACAUUGAAAACUUCAAUCUCAAGUAUAACUUUCGCCUGGGCCGAAUGUACGGCUUCAAGCCUAAAUAUAUGCGGAUGCAAGUGCUACACAAGUACAUGUUCUACUUGAUCUAUGGAUACGAAGGAGACGUUGACCUCAACCAGGAGACGGCCUUGAGAGAGAUAGAGAAUCACGUUGAGAUCACUGAUAGUAUCAGGAGUGAAAUGUCUCAAAUAUACUCUACGACCAUGGACUGGAAAAUGUUCCUUCCUCCGUUACCAGUCCACACCGGAUACACCAACGGCUGGGCGCUAAUGUCCGACAUGCUGCUUCGACUGCCGCUCUCUCUCUUCAUUCAACUGGUCAACGUGAUGUACGAGAUACCGGGCAUCGAGGAAUACUUGAACCAUCCGAUAAGAAAACACCUACUGGUUAAGAACCUACCACUCAGCUACAGAUACGCUCUCACGUACGCUCGCAAAUACAUCUUCACCAUACACGAGCAGGUGAUCAGACUUUGUUGCACGGGACUCUUGCAGAUGGGACCUCAGCGACUGAAGGAGAAGGACCAGGUAUUUGUGUACCUGAACCGUCGUGCUCUACUGUGGGACACAACGUCUUCUCCUUGUGGCUAUCAUCAGAUAGAUAAGGAACAGCAGUACCCUGUACACCAUUACCACUUGCAGACUCUGGCGGAUGUAGAGCAGUAUUGGUAUGACCUGUGGAACUUCUGUAUGCACACUAUGCUGGGGGGCAGAAUGUGUGUGGCAGGCAAAGAGGUUGUGGUGGAAGGACUGCAGAACAAACCUGAGAUGGUGGAAGCAGUGGAAUCCCAAUCAGUAGAGGAGGCGGUGGAGAGAGACGUUGGUUAUCUGCCUGGCGAUCAUCUAGGAGCAGCUGGCUUUGACUCUGCUAUGUUUGCACACUUAAAGCGGAAUUGGUACUGGAACACAUCAAAAACUGGAACAGGACCUAGAUCUGCCCCUGCACCCGCACCAACUACUGACCUUCAACCAGUACUCAACCUACACAAGCAUAAAGAGGACCGUAAACAGUCUUUGAAAACUGUGAGGGUGAUCUCGGAAACCAGCAGUGCAAGGAGACGAGGGAGGAGGGAGAGCAAGUCGGAGCCAAAGGGAAGUCAGAAACAGAUGAAGAAGAAGCUUCUGAUCAAGAAGACUGUGCGGAUGUUACAAAACAGACGAGCCAGUAUGAGGAAACCUUACUACGACCAGGUCGACCGAGAGGCUCUGCUGAAGAUGAGUAAACUACGGGUUGAUUGGUCGCCCAAAGAAGACAACUUGUUGUUGCUGUGCAAAGUGGCUUUUGUGAUAUUCCAGAACAUCGGCAAACGCUAUCAGAAUCUCAUCACUGUGAGGCAGUUGCUACAUGAUCAAUAUCCUGAAUCUACUGACAAAACGUCAAGAGCUUGUCAGAGGAGACUCAACUACAUAAUGAAAAACAGCCAGACGCAACGCAGCGUGAACCUGUGUGUGGAGGAAAUGAAACAAGACAAUGUUGUGAUGAAUCAGCUGCAGGGUCUAGUGGAGGUGAUGAAGUCAGAGGCCAAGGUCAAGCUGCCAGCAGCCAAGAGGGAGGAGGAGUGGACCAGGAGUUUCAAGGAGUUGGUAUUGCUGCUGCAAGAGCGCUACAAGAAGUUGCAUAGUCAAGAGUUGAGUGGAGUUGGUGAAGGCUUCACUUUGCCUGACACAGUUGAUCAGCUGUUUGAGAACUACCGAGUAUUGAGACCACAAAAAUUCAGGAAGAGGAGUUUCAACCCAAUCCAUGUUGUCACUGACAUUCAUGCUGGAGUGAUCAAUGCCACAAUACUGAGUUCCCUGAACUGUGUUGGUGACAAGACAUCAUGGUCCUACCAGCUGUUCAACAUAUACCAGCAAUACCCUGACAAGUUGUUGCGCUCAGUCAUGUCUAAUUCCCUGAACUGUGUUGGUGACAAGACAUCAUGGUCCUACCAGCUGUUCAACAUAUACCAGCAAUACCCUGACAAGUUGUUGCGCUCAGUCAUGUCUAAGACCCGAGCAGACCAGAUGGUGUCUCUUCGUAAGCGCUACCUCCGCACUCAUGUUCGCCAGGGCGAUUAUCUUCCAUUGUCCUCUAGUCCUUAUCAACUCUCUAUCAGCUACAUCAACCUGCUGCUGACCAGAUACCAGUACGAGCUGUAUGGUGAUUGUUUGGAGAUGUACCACAGACUGGUGGACUCCAGCAGAGAAGCUGACUACUUUGAGGAGGUGGUUGCUGCCAAGGGAGGGAUAGCUGCUUGUGUCGUAGAGUUUGCUACCCAAGGCAAGAUUGACUUCAAGCUGGAUAUCCCUGACCAAAUAAUUGUUAUGGACCCGAAUGUGAUUCAGAAAGAUGAAACGUACACUCGGAUUGUACAGCGCUAUCAAGAUAUCCUCACCAAAUGCAAGGAGCCACAAGUUACCAUGACUCAUAUAUUCGACGAUUCUUACUCUUCCAUUUCUCAAGAUACUGAGAUGAUGGAGGACGAGCUGGCGGUCCCGGCACAGAACACAUUGGCCAAGGCUGCCACCCGGAUAGCUCUGUACCUGACCAGAGAAGAGUGUGACAAGACAAUGGAGCAGAAAGAGAUCCAACAUGCACAUGACUUCUUUGUGGUCAACGCCACCAGAGUGUUUUGCCGAUUUAAUUGUGAGUUUAAAGAUCAUGAAGUUCCUGCAGAGCUUAUGCCUUUGGGGCCCUCAGUUAAGGAGGAUUUGCUAAGUAGGAUUAAGAGAUUAGCUCUAUUUCCCGGAAGAAACGCACCCAUCAAUGAAACAGUUACAGAAAUCUGCGAAAUACUAAGAGUGGACAGAGAGUUAGUUGUGGAGAUUGAACAGCUGAUUAAAUCAAAGAAGGAAAUGGGGCUCACGCUUGAUGAAAUUAGAGACAUCUACGGUGUUGACAAGAGAGUGGCUGAGAUCAUCAACCAGCUGGUUGACUCGCAAGUCAUCCUCCGCAGCGGAGUGAACAAAACUCAUCUCGUACACGGAGAGUUCUACAGACCGUGGGUGAUCCACUCCUACCGUCUGUUGCGACUGGAUAGGGAGAACAUUCCGGAGAAUCGUAAGGCAAGCUGCGCGAUGAUGAUGAACGUCGGUGAAAAUGUCCCUAGUGAUGAGACGACUUGUGCAGAGCCAGUGGACGAUCAUAACAUGCCUGGAGCAGUUGAGCUGGGUGAUGAUAACUUGAGCAACAUGUCGCCUCCUCCGCUGUCCCCGCUACCCUCUCUGACAGAACCUACCCCUUCUACCUCCUACUUCCCCCCUCCCCUCUCCCCCCAACCCUCCACCAGCUCUGCACCUCAACCCCCCUUACCUGACCCAGCUAAGAGUGCCAGGAAAUACAAGGCGAAACUGCUCACUGGAGCAUUCAGAAAGGUCGAGAAAGCCACUUCUUUUGAUGCCAAAUCCAAAUGCAACCUGAGGGUGUGUGUCCGACCGUGGAUCAGGAUCAACGGUUCUCUCAACCGCCGUGUGUUAGACAAGUUCCUUUCCUCCAUCCUGGGCCAUGUCAUGAUUCAUCCUCUCUGCUCUCUGAAGAACAUCCAGGAGCGCUUCACACCUGCCUUCCAGCCUCAUCACACACGGGAACUAGUGGAGAUGUUGGCACAACUAAAAUGCCUGAAGAUUCUGGCAUUGAAGCGAUCUCACAAAUGCACUUUGUUCUCCAAGCCAACAGAAGUGUCUGCAGUGGAGGCUACAGGACUGGAGCCAGAAGAGGAUAUUCUGCUAGAGCCAGAUUCCAUGGCUGUUAGCCGUCUGGCAGCCUUCAUUGGAGAUUCAGCUUAUUCUCAGGUUAUCUUCAAUGUCGACAUGGCUCGGAAUCCAUCUGAGUGAUGUCAGCUGUAUGAAUUGUCUGUGAUAUUGAUGUAAACUUAUAAAACUUAUUUGACUGAAAAAUAAAA
This is a messenger RNA of Macrosteles quadrilineatus (aster leafhopper), 6410 nucleotides long. Its product is annotated as general transcription factor 3C polypeptide 1-like. The coding region runs from base 148 to 6342 and encodes 2064 amino acids. The record is from RefSeq and is a predicted model, not a curated record. Lineage: Eukaryota; Metazoa; Arthropoda; Insecta; Hemiptera; Cicadellidae. The transcript is spliced from 38 exons. Gene Ontology annotation, biological process: 5S class rRNA transcription by RNA polymerase III; transcription initiation at RNA polymerase III promoter. Gene Ontology annotation, cellular component: transcription factor TFIIIC complex. Gene Ontology annotation, molecular function: DNA binding.